This is a messenger RNA of Diceros bicornis minor, 4706 nucleotides long. Its product is annotated as cadherin-23-like. The transcript is spliced from 35 exons. Gene Ontology annotation, biological process: homophilic cell-cell adhesion. The record is from RefSeq and is a predicted model, not a curated record. Gene Ontology annotation, molecular function: calcium ion binding. NCBI's taxonomy places the organism in Eukaryota, Metazoa, Chordata, Mammalia, Perissodactyla, Rhinocerotidae. The coding region runs from base 309 to 4706 and encodes 1465 amino acids. Gene Ontology annotation, cellular component: plasma membrane.
CGGGCGCUGAGCUGGGUGGGGCGGGGCGGCCCGGCCCCGGGCAUGGAGCGCGGCGGUGCCGAGCCUCGGGACGUUUGGGGCGCGUCUCGUCAGAGCCCGCGGCGCGCCUGAAGUUGCGGCCGGCAAGCGGCCAGAGGCUAGCGGACGGCCCAAGGGGACACUGGAGAGGCCGGCGCGCCGCGGAUGAGCCUUCGCGCCGGCGGCGAGACGCGGCGGUGACCAGCACCGGAGCAGGCGGCCGGCGGGGGCCGAUCCGGCGGAGAGCAGAGCCCGAGGCGCGGCGCCGCUCCGCACACGCACACGGAGCCAUGAGGGGCCGUGUUGUCACCAGCUGCCACGUAGUCUGGCUUUUUGUGCUGAUCUCUGGAUGCUGGGGCCAGGUGAACCGACUGCCCUUCUUCACCAACCACUUCUUUGACACAUAUCUGCUGAUCAGCGAGGACACGCCAGUGGGCUCCUCUGUGACCCAGCUGCUGGCCCGAGACAUGGACAAUGACCCCCUGGUGUUUGGCGUGUCUGGGGAGGAGGCUUCCCGCUUCUUUGCCGUGGAGCCUGACACAGGCGUGGUGUGGCUCCGGCAGCCGCUGGACAGAGAGACCAAGUCAGAGUUCACAGUGGAGUUCUCUGUCAGCGACCACCAGGGGGUGAUCACGCGGAAGGUGAACAUCCAGGUCGGGGACGUGAAUGACAAUGCGCCCACCUUUCACAAUCAGCCCUACAGUGUCCGCAUCCCUGAGAACACCCCAGUGGGGACACCCAUCUUCAUCGUGAACGCCACGGACCCCGACCUGGGCGCGGGCGGGAGCGUCCUCUACUCCUUCCAGCCCCCCUCCCAGUUCUUCACCAUCGACAGCGCCCGCGGCAUUGUCACGGUGAUCCGGGAGCUGGACUACGAGACCACGCAGGCCUACCAGCUCACCGUCAACGCCACAGAUCAAGACAAGACCAGGCCUCUGUCCACCUUGGCCAACUUGGCCAUCAUCAUCACAGACGUCCAGGAUAUGGACCCCAUCUUCAUCAACCUGCCUUACAGCACCAACAUCUAUGAGCACUCUCCUCCGGGCACCACAGUGCGUGUUAUCACUGCCAUCGACCAGGAUAAAGGACGUCCCCGGGGGAUUGGCUACACCAUCGUCUCAGGGAAUACCAACAGCAUCUUCGCCCUGGACUACAUCAGCGGAGCGCUGACCUUGAACGGCCUCCUGGACCGGGAGAACCCCCUGUACAGCCAUGGCUUCAUCCUGACCGUGAAGGGCACAGAGCUGAAUGAUGACCGCACCCCAUCCGACGCCACAGUCACCACGACCUUCAACAUCCUGGUUAUCGACAUCAAUGACAACGCCCCAGAGUUCAACAGCUCCGAGUACAGCGUAGCCAUCACUGAGCUGGCGCAGGUCGGCUUUGCCCUCCCCCUCUUCAUCCAGGUGGUGGACAAGGACGAGGGCCUGAACAGCAUGUUCGAGGUGUACCUGGUGGGGAACAACUCCCACCACUUCAUCAUCUCUCCCACCUCCGUCCAAGGAAAGGCGGACAUUCGCAUCCGGGUGGCCAUCCCCCUGGACUAUGAGACUGUGGACCGCUACGACUUCGACCUCUUUGCCAAUGAGAGUGUGCCCGACCACGUGGGCUAUGCCAAGGUGAAGAUCACCCUCAUCAACGAGAACGACAACCGGCCCAUCUUCAGCCAGCCACUGUACAAUGUCAGCUUGUACGAGAACGUCACUGUGGGGACCUCUGUGCUGACAGUCCUGGCCACAGACAAUGAUGUGGGCACCUUCGGGGAAGUCAACUACUUCUUCAGCGAUGACCCUGACCGGUUCUCUCUGGACAAGGACACAGGCCUUGUCAUGCUGAUUGCCAGACUGGACUACGAGCUCAUCCAGCGCUUCACCUUGACGCUCAUCGCCCGGGACGGGGGCGGCGAGGAGACCACAGGCCGGGUCAGGGUCAACGUGCUGGACGUCAAUGACAACGUGCCCACCUUCCAGAAGGAUGCCUAUGUGGGUGCCCUGAGAGAGAACGAGCCUUCUGUCACACAGCUGGUGCGGCUCCGGGCCACGGAUGAAGACUCCCCUCCCAACAACCAGAUCACCUACAGCAUCGUCAAUGCCUCCGCCUUUGGCAGCUACUUCGACAUCAGCGUGUAUGAGGGCUAUGGAGUGAUCAGUGUGAGCCGUCCCCUGGAUUAUGAACAGAUAGCCAAUGGGCUGAUUUAUCUGACGGUCAUGGCCAAGGACGCUGGCAACCCCCCUCUGAACAGCACUGUCCCCGUCACCAUUGAGGUGUUUGAUGAGAAUGACAACCCUCCCACCUUCAGCAAGCCUGCCUACUUCGUGUCCGUGGUGGAGAACAUCAUGGCAGGAGCCACGGUGCUGUUCCUGAAUGCCACAGACCUGGACCGCUCCCGGGAGUACGGCCAGGAGUCCAUCAUCUACUCCCUGGAGGGCUCCUCCCGGUUCCGGAUCAACGCCCGCUCAGGGGAAAUUACCACCACCUCCCUGCUCGACCGUGAGACCAAGUCUGAAUACAUCCUCAUCGUGCGAGCAGUGGACGGGGGCGUGGGCCACAACCAGAAAACUGGCAUCGCGACUGUCAAUAUCACCCUCCUGGACAUCAACGACAACCACCCAACCUGGAAGGACGCUCCCUACUACAUCAACCUGGUGGAGAUGACCCCUCCAGACUCUGACGUGACCACGGUGGUGGCCGUGGACCCAGACCUGGGGGAGAAUGGCACCCUGGUGUACAGCAUCCAGCCACCCAACAAGUUCUACAGCCUCAACAGCAGCACGGGCAAGAUCCGCACCACCAACGUCAUGCUGGACCGCGAGAACCCCGACCCCCAUGAGGCGGAGCUCAUGCGCAAGAUCAUUGUCUCUGUCACUGACUGCGGCAGGCCCCCUCUGAGAGCCACCAGCAGUGCCACAGUGUUCGUGAACCUCUUGGACCUCAAUGACAACGACCCCACCUUUCAGAACCUGCCUUUUGUGGCCGAGGUGCUUGAAGGCACCCCUGCGGGGGUCUCCGUCUACCAGGUGGUGGCCAUCGACUUGGACGAGGGCCUGAACGGGCUGGUGACGUACCGCAUGCAGGUGGGCAUGCCCCGCAUGGACUUCCUCAUCAACGGCAGCAGCGGCGUGGUGGGCACCACCGCCGAGCUGGACCGCGAGCGCAUCGCCGAGUACCAGCUGCGGGUGGUGGCCAGCGAUGCAGGCACGCCCACCAAAAGCUCCACCAGCACGCUCACCGUCCGAGUGCUGGAUGUGAACGAUGAGAAGCCCACCUUCUUCCCGGCCGUGUACAACGUCUCUGUGUCCGAGGACGUGCCGCGGGAGUUCCGGGUGGUCUGGCUGAACUGCACCGACAACGACGUGGGCCUCAACGCCGAGCUCAGCUACUUCAUCACAGGAGGGAACGUGGAUGGGAAGUUCAGCGUUGGCUACCGAGAUGCUAUUGUGAGAACGGUGGUAAGCCUGGACCGGGAAACCACAGCCUCGUACAUACUCGUCCUGGAGGCCAUUGACAAUGGCCCCGUAGGCAAGCGGCGCACGGGCACGGCCACGGUGUUCGUCACUGUCCUGGAUGUGAACGACAACCGGCCCAUCUUUCUGCAGAGCAGCUACGAGGCCAGCGUCCCUGAGGACAUCCCUGAGGGCCACAGCAUCGUGCAGCUAAAAGCCACAGAUGCCGACGAGGGCGAGUUUGGGCGUGUGUGGUACCGCAUCCUUCACGGUAACCAUGGCAACAACUUCCGGAUCCACGUCAGCAAUGGGCUCCUGAUGCGCGGGCCCCGGCCCCUGGACCGGGAGCGGAACUCGUCCCACGUGCUGGUAGUGGAGGCCUACAACCAUGACCUGGGCCCCAUGCGGAGCUCCGUCAAGGUGAUGGUGUACGUGGAGGACGUCAACGACGAGGCCCCUGUGUUCACGCAGCAGCAGUACAGCCGCCUGGGGCUUCGCGAGACCGCAGGCAUCGGCACGUCAGUCCUUGUCGUCCAAGCCACAGACCGAGACACUGGGGCUGGCGGCCUGGUGAACUACCACAUCCUGUCGGGCGCGGAGGGGAAGUUCGAAGUUGACGAGAGCACUGGGCUCAUCGUCACCAUGGAUCACCUGGACUACGAGACCAAGACCAGCUACCUGAUGAACGUGUCCGCCACUGACCAGGCACCCCCCUUCAACCAGGGCUUCUGCAGCGUCUACGUCACUCUGCUCAACGAGCUGGACGAGGCUGUGCAGUUCUCCAACGCCUCCUACGAGGCUGCCAUCAUGGAGAACCUGGCCCUGGGCACUGAGAUCGUGCGGGUCCAGGCCUUCUCCAUCGACAACCUCAACCAGAUCACCUACCGCUUUGACACCUACACCAGCACCCAGGCCAAAGCCCUCUUCAAGAUAGAUGCCAUCACGGGUGUGAUCACAGUCAAGGGCCUGGUGGACCGGGAAAAAGGCGACUUCUACACCUUGACAGUGGUGGCAGAUGACGGCGGCCCCAAAGUGGACUCCACCGUGAAGGGGUCCCAGAGGGCAGCCAGUGAGCAGAGCCCUCGGAUGAUAGACAGUGGGCAGUGGUUCCAGGUGCCCCUCACCCCUGUUGUCAUGAGGAGUCCGGAAUUUGAGGCCGAGUGGACCCUCAGAAGCAUCAGGGAUGCGCCCCCUGAGGCUGCUGAAGCCCCUCCCUGGACCAGGCAGCCCACUUCCUCUGCGUGA